Molecule: messenger RNA, 2800 nt
Organism: Pongo pygmaeus (Bornean orangutan)
Lineage: Eukaryota; Metazoa; Chordata; Mammalia; Primates; Hominidae
Gene: SRXN1
Product: sulfiredoxin 1
Exons: 2
Coding region: 219-707 (162 amino acids)
Biological process (GO): cellular response to oxidative stress
Cellular component (GO): cytoplasm
Molecular function (GO): sulfiredoxin activity
Source: RefSeq, a predicted model, not a curated record
GGCGUUUCCACUCCCCGGACGCCGCGCAGCGGAGGGGAGGCGAGAGGCGCCCCCCGGUGGAGAGCCUGAGCCCCGCGCGAGUCCGGCCGCACCUGGCAAGCGGAGCCGGAGUCGGGCUGGGGACCGCGGGGUUGAGGCCGGACCACGGCGGGGCCGGGGGAGAAACGCGCGCGGCCCUGGCCCGGACCCCCCCCCCCCACCCGGCCGCGCGGAAUGGUAUGGCCCGGCCGGAGUUAAGGCCGGGGGAGGCGGCGAGUCCCGCGGCGGCGGCGGCGGCGACGGUGGCGGCGACGAUGGGACUGCGUGGGGGAGGAGCGCUGGGCAGGGCCGGCGCGGGUCGGGGGGCGCCCGAGGGGCCCGGGCCGAGCGGCGGCGCGCAGGGCGGCAGCAUCCACUCGGGCUGCAUCGCCGCGGUGCACAACGUGCCGCUGAGCGUGCUCAUCCGGCCGCUGCCGUCCGUGCUGGACCCCGCCAAGGUGCAGAGCCUCGUGGACACGAUCCGGGAGGACCCAGAAAGCGUGCCCCCCAUCGAUGUCCUCUGGAUCAAAGGGGCCCAGGGAGGUGACUACUUCUACUCCUUUGGGGGCUGCCACCGCUACGCGGCCUACCAGCAGCUGCAGCGAGAGACCAUCCCUGCCAAGCUUGUCCAGUCCACUCUCUCAGACCUAAGGGUGUACCUGGGGGCAUCCACACCAGACUUGCAGUAGCAGCCUCCUUGGCACCUGCUGCCACCUUCAAGAGCCCAGAAGACACACCUGGCCUCCAGCAGGCUGGGCCAUGCAGAAGGGAUAGCAGGGGUGCAUUCUCUUUGCACCUGGUGAGAGGGUCUGACUCUGGGCACCCCUCUCGCCAGCUACAAGGCCUUGGACUCACUGUACAGUGUGGGAGCCCCAGUUCCCACCUCUGUGACAAUAGGAUCAUGGCCUUACCCUUGAAGCAUUACUGAGAAGGUGAAAUGAGAACAGAGAUGGGCUUGGAGAGCCAUGUGCUGCUGCUCCAAAUUCCCAAGGACAAGGACCCAUCCGCAUUUUUGUCUGUGUAACCUCUUAUAUGGACUACAUGCAGCUGCAAGGAAAGGAAAACCUUGAUUGCAGUGGUUUAAACAAACAGAAGAUUGUUUUUCCACAUAGCAUGGAUUCUGGAGAUGAGUGGCUAAUGGUAUUGGUUCAACAACUCCACAAAGGUAGGGGUCACAUCUUGGAUCCUUUGCCUUAAUCUCAGUGCUCGUUACUUCAUGGUCCCAAGAUGGCUGCUGUAUCCCCAAGAAUCAUGUCUGCGUUCAAGGAAGGAGGGGUGGAGGAAGAGGAAGGGCCAAACUAGCUGGACCUGCCACCUUCUAGCAGAAAGUAAAACCUCGUCAGAAGUCUGUUUCCUGCUCUCUCCCUCUGCAUAUUUUCACAUAGAUGCCCUUGGCCCGAGCCAGCUACCAUUGCACCUCUAGCUGCAAACAAAGCUAAGACAGCAGGGAACAGAACUGUCAUGGCUGAAUAGACCAAUCGUGUUCCAUCUACUGAGACUGGCACACUGCCUCCUGCAAUAAAACUGGGAUCCCAUUACCAAGAGAGAAAUGCAGAAUUGUGUACCAGUUAGCUUUUGCUGUGUAACAAACCAUCCCCAAACUUGGCAGCUAGAAACAAACCCUUUAUUUUCCCACAAUCCUAUGGGUUGACAAUUUGGGCUGGGCUCAACAGGGCAGUUCUGCUGCUCCCACCUGGGAUCCCUCAUGGGGCUAAGGUCAGCUGUUACCUCAGCUGGGCCUGGAUGGUCUAGGAUAGCCUUACUCACUUGCCUGGCAGGUGACAGGCUGUUGGCUGGAGUUGCUUGGUUCUCCUCCAUGUGGCCUCUCCAGCAGGCUAGCUCAGGCUUCACAUGAUGGCUUCAGGGUUCCAAAGAGAGUGAGAGUAGAAGCUGAAAGACUUCUUGAGUUCUUGGCCUGGAACUGGGACUAGGACAGUGUCACUUCUGCUAAGUUCUUUUGGUCAGAGCAAGUCACAAGGCUUUGCCCAGAUUCAAGGGAUGAGAAACAGACUACAUGUCUUGAUGAGGGGAACCACAAAGAGCUUGUGGCCAUUUUUCACCUAUCACAAAUAAUUUUGGAUGGGUAUGUAUUUGGAUAAAGGUAUUUCCCUCUUCCCCCUUUCUCUCUGUCUCAUGGGGCCUCACUCUGCCAAGUCGGAAGGCACUAAGACAUUGUCCUGGCCCUCAGGGUGUAGGGGAAGAGGUGUUGGGGCAGGAAGUGAGUCUCUCCAUGGGCUGGACCCGUUGUAGUAGGGGUACCUCCUUGUCUGCACUGGUGGUAUGGGGUUAGGCCAGGUAGGACAUUCCAGAGGGGCUUCUGAAAACCAAGAGUCCCUGGGGAAGGGGAACAGAGUAAGGCAGGCCUUGUUCUCACUGCCCUCUAAGGGAACUUGCUCGGCACUUUUAAGCCUCAGUUUCCCCAGUUCAAUAAUAAGGACGAGCUUUUCCCAUGCAUUCUCUUUCCCAGGGAAAGAUGACUGAGGUGACCAGUAAUAGAAUUGAAAAGGGAGAGUGUCCUCAAUGCAAUGUGGCAUCCUGGAUUGGGUUUUGGAACAAAAACAGGACAUUAGUGGGAAAAUUGGAAAUCUGAAAAAAGUCUGAAUUUUAGUUAAUAUACCAAUUUCAGUCUCUUGGUUUUGACAAAUGUACCAUGGUGAUGUAAGAUGUUGACCUUGGGGUAGGCUGGGUGAAGGAUAUACAGGAACUGUUUGUACUAUCUCUGCAACUUCUCUGUAAAUCUAGUAUCAUUCCAAAAUAAAAGUUUAUUUAAUUAAAAAAAAAA